This is a messenger RNA of Planococcus citri (citrus mealybug), 1335 nucleotides long. RefSeq lists its product as uncharacterized. The record is from RefSeq and is a predicted model, not a curated record. The coding region runs from base 148 to 1263 and encodes 371 amino acids. Gene Ontology annotation, molecular function: protein binding. NCBI's taxonomy places the organism in Eukaryota, Metazoa, Arthropoda, Insecta, Hemiptera, Pseudococcidae. The transcript has 3 exons.
UUUGCCAGAAAUUCUAUGUACGUAGGAAUUCAUUUUAUAGACGAGGUUGUCUGAUUUUUUGCGUCUGAUCAUUUUAUAUAACCUCAACGUAAGAUUUUAUUGCGGUUAAUUUCGGUCUUUGGCUUUUUGCACUGUUGAGAAGGAAAUAUGGACACUUUUUAUAUCAUUUGUACAUUAUUUUUCUCCUCUUUUUGUGCGUUUAGUCAUAGCCAACCAUCAAACCCCACUUCAAACGCAUCGUAUGAAAAUCUGAAUCGAUGCGAUACGUUUAUACGAACUCACGAAAUGAAAUUCAUCUGGGCAAUUCAUCAGUUCAGUGUUCACGAGACGCUAGAAACACCCGUAGCUCGUGAAAUCAUCUCACCCAGAUUACACUCAUCGAGCACUGGCGGUUACGAAUGGGAAAUUAGAGUUAUACCUAACGGAGUUAAUAACAGAAACAAAUCAAUCUCGUUAAAGAUAUAUCGAUUCGGGUACAAUAUAUUCGAAGAGGUGUUAGCUAUAGAAGCCAAUGUUUCAAUCAUCGAUCAUGAAGAAGAAACGUUAUUCUGCAAGAAUCUGACUCAAAAACAUUUCCAAGUUGGGAAUUAUUUGUAUUGGGAGGAUUUUCGCGGGAAAAAUGAUUAUUUUAGGAAUCGCUUACUGCAGAACGACACAUUAACUUUAUCAAUCGACUUGAGAUGGUUUUCUGAUUCUUACAAUCAGGUUUCUCGUCAAGAUGAAUCCUCGUCAGAGCUCGCUUUUGAAAACACGAUUCGAUGCGACACGUACAUGAAAUCUUACGAAAUAGACUACAUUUGGGCCAUUCACCAAUUCAGUCUACACGAAGAUCUACUCGGCGAUCGUGAGAUCAAAACGCCUGUCUUACAAGCACCCACAACUGACACAUACGAAUGGAGAAUUGAGAUCGUACCAAAUAGCACCGAUGAUAAAAACACGUCGAUAAUUUCGUUAUACGCGACAGUAGGAGUGAAAAGUGGCAGCACAGUAGGAGAAAUAUUAGCCAGCAUCGAUGCUGCGAUUAUAGAUCACGAAAAACGAGAGUUAUUUUCUGCGAAAAUGCGGCUCAAGAAAUUCGAAAAUCGGGAACGUGGAGGCAUGAAAGACUUCUGCAAGAAAGAUCACUUUUUCAGAAAUCAGUUGCUGCGAAAUGACACUUUGACGUUGUCGAUCAACUUGAGAUGGUUUGCCGGCCCAUGGAAUGAUGUUUCUCCUCAGCACAAUAUAAGCAUCGCGAGAACUAAUCUGAUUCAAAGCCAGUGAAUUUACUCGUUGGUUCAGAAGCUGAAUAUGAGCAUGGUACUCACCUUAUUUAUGUACGUAUGUAGUUUACAA